This is a messenger RNA of Epinephelus fuscoguttatus (brown-marbled grouper), 1162 nucleotides long. RefSeq names its product proteasome 26S subunit, non-ATPase 10 (gene psmd10). The record is from RefSeq and is a predicted model, not a curated record. Gene Ontology annotation, molecular function: protein binding. The transcript has 5 exons. The coding region runs from base 122 to 802 and encodes 226 amino acids. Lineage: Eukaryota; Metazoa; Chordata; Actinopteri; Perciformes; Serranidae.
UGAGUCAUUGCUCCCCUGUUUAAAACAGUCUAUGGUUCAAACUUGAAACGAAUAAACUCCUGAGCACCCCAGCUUCGCUAGCUGCUGUAACAUUUGUUUGACAUUUACAUUAUAUUUAACAAUGGAGGGAUCUGUAUCAAACGUGGAGGUCUGUAAUUUUGCUUACAUGGGACAGUUUGAGGAAUUAAAACAGUGCAUUCUGUCAGAUAAAACGCUUGCAUGCAAAACGGACCAGGACCGUAGGACCGCCCUGCACUGGGCUUGUUCUGCUGGACACACCAACAUUGUGGAGUUUCUGCUUGACCUGGGGGUUGAAGUGAAUCUGCAAGAUGACGCUUCAUGGACCCCUCUUCACAUUGCAGCAUCUGCAGGCAGAGAAGCCAUAGUACGAUCUCUGAUAUCUAAAGGAGCUCAGCUGAAUUCAGUUAAUCAAAAUGGAUGUACCCCUUUGCACUAUGCUGCCUCUAAAGACAGAUAUGAGAUUGCCCUGCUGUUGUUGGAAAACGGAGCAGACCCCAAUGUCACUGAUAAGUAUCAGUCCACUCCCCUGCACAGAGCGUCUUCCAAGGGAAACUACCGGCUCAUCCAGCUGCUUCUCAAACAGAGUGCCUCAACCAACAUCCAGGACUCACAGGGCAACACAGCACUCCACCUGGCGUGCGAUGAGGAGCGAGUGGAAGCAGCCAAAAUGCUGGUGGAACAUGGGGCCAGCAUCUACAUUGAGAACAAGGAGGAGAAGACCCCCCUCCAGCUAGCCAAGGGCGGUCUGGGCAAUCUACUUCGUAGGAUUGUGGAGGGAUGAUUUAUUUAUGGACCUACAGGUCAUGCUCCAGCUCGAAUCCCCACCAUUGCAAGUUACAUAAUGAGAAUUCUCAUCCCAGUCAGUCCUCCCCGAGCGGCCUGGUGUGACACUUUCAGAUGUGUAACAGGUGGAAGAUGAGAUGGUGUCAUGGAGAAAAGUUGGACUGCAUUGUAUCGUUGUCAGCUCCUCACAUGGGGCAGUGAACCUGCUCGGACCUUAGAUGUCUGAUCAAAAACACUCGUACAAUAAGUGCAGUCUAUCCAACACUGCCGCCUAUUUUCUUAUGAGCUUUUUCUUUUUAAGUUUGAAUCGUUGCAAAAUUGACCAAAUAAAAAGUGUUCAGCCUGAUAAGAAAGUCGA